Messenger RNA from Endocarpon pusillum Z07020, 1626 nucleotides. RefSeq lists its product as uncharacterized. The transcript has 2 exons. Lineage: Eukaryota; Fungi; Ascomycota; Eurotiomycetes; Verrucariales; Verrucariaceae. The coding region runs from base 1 to 1626 and encodes 541 amino acids. The record is from RefSeq and is a predicted model, not a curated record.
AUGAAUCUCGCGGCCGUUGACCGUGUUGGCCCCUUAAUGCAAGGCCCGACUACAUCCUUGACUUGUAGUUCGACGCUUAGUAAGAAGCUGAGCCUGACAGGGGUUUUGGAUCGGGCCGGGUUCGAUGAUCCUGUCGACGUCGAUUCCGGAUAUGCGACAGGAGCGAGCACGACGCCCAAGUCCAUCGAGAAGCAGCACCUGUCUGCUUCGCGUUCCGAUCAAACUCCAAGCAACAGCCGAUCACUGCCGGGAACCUUUAAGCAUGGCAAAUUACUGGAGUUCGACCAGGCAGUGUCGAAUGACACGAUCGAGCAGUACAAGCGGAUAGCUGUCCAACUGGAAGUAUCACUAGUUGAAUACAUCCAGAAGCACUACCGAACCCAUUCACCUAUGAGCAUGAGACUCAUGGUCCUGGGCCAGAACGCAGAUUGCGCAAAACCCUGGAUAGUCGUGUUUUGCCAUGAAAAGCGUGAACGUUACGUGCGUCGAUUCUUCAACAAGCGCUUUGCUCGCGACCUAUGUCAGCCUCAAGAGCUUGGAGCAGCCUGCUUCGACGUUCUUGUCCUCGCUCACAGACUUCAACUAACGAGCGGCUCCUUGGUGGACGUGUUGACGGACUACGAUUUCGCUGUCAAUACCUUAAGCGGUGUUCCUAUUCUACUAUCACAGCCUGAUGGAAACCGAUGCGGCACCCUUGGUGGCCUUAUUAAAAUCACGCGCGAACAAGGAGACUAUGGGAUCUACGGCCUCACAGCGGCGCAUCUACUAGGCCCGCUAUCUAGCUCCUCGAUAGAUGAAGCGGACACAAUAUCUGACACGCGGAGCGACGAUGGAAACAGUACUGACUCUACAGACGAUGACGAUGAGAAUGAUUAUUAUCAACAUACAGAUUCUGUCGCAGACGUACCCUCAUCGCCUACGAAAUGCGCCAUUGAAGAGGAGGCCGAGCCUUCUAAUGUUAAGGGCUGGUGCCCUUUAGGCCAGGUCCAUGCUUCAACAGGUGACUUGCCAUCGGAUCAACCCAGCCGAGGCCCGCGUCACGACUGGGCUCUUGUCACUAUCAACAAGAACGCCAACUUGCGACCAAACCGCUUGAGGUCCACUACUCUUAGCAAGCUUCGUGAAGCCGACUUGCUUGCGCCCAGUCCGGAGAAGAUGGAACUCUCGAGGAGCCGUCAUGUGGCGCUAAAUACUUACGGCGAAUGUUGUCAGACCGGCACUCUAGACUAUCUACCGUGUUCGGUGUGGUUGAACCGCAGUGUAGGAUUUGUGAAGGCUUUCCCACUCAAGAUGAACGAAGGAGCCCAUAUCAAAAGAGGCGACUCUGGGGGAUGGGUUGUCGAGUACCACACACUGGAGGUGUAUGGGCACCUAGUCGCAUCUGAUGUCCUCGGAGAUGGAUACGUGAUCCCUCUCCUAGAUACACUGGAAGAUAUCCGGGAACGGACCCAUGCACAAGAUGUCGGGCUUGCUACCGGAGUGGAUAUCACCUGCAAGCUCGGUGAUGCAUAUAUCAAACUCCCACAACCUGCUACUCGAUAUCAUGAUUCUGGCUAUGCUUCUGCAGAUAUAUCACCUCCUUGGCAUCCCUGCCGCAACAACUAUAGAAAUCCCUGCCACCCCUAG